GGGCUUUUAACAUCUAACAUUGACAGCACCAAUAGGUAGACAAGAAUAGAAAAUCAGCGAAGAAAAAGAAUGGAUAUCCAUCGUUGUUCUUUUCUUGAUUAUACUCCAGAAUCAAUCACAUCAUGUGCGUUCUCUCAUGAAUCAAACUUGAAUGAAUUAACACCAAAAAAUUUCAGGCUGGCAGUAGGCAGAGCUGAUGGUACCAUAGAGAUCUGGAAUCCUCACGAUUCCCGCUCGAAAUGGGUCCUCGAAACAAUUGUUCCAGGCUCAAGAGGAAAUUCUAUCGAAGGACUAGUUUGGUCUUCAAAUAAUGAUCCAAGUCUACCACCUCGUUUAUUCUCCAUUGGCGGUUCCACAAUCUUGACCGAAUGGGACUUAUCAACUGGAACUCCACUUAAGAAUUACGAUUGUAAUGCAGGUGUCAUAUGGUCCGUUGCAAUCAACUCCACCCACGACAAAAUUGCUCUUGGGUGUGAUGACGGAUCUGUUGUGGUUGUUAGCAUCAAUGGUGGUCCCGGUGUUAUCGAACAUGAAUGUAUUCUUCAAAGACAAAAAUUCAGAGUGCUCUCCUUGUGUUGGAUAGAAAAUAAAAUGAUCAUCGGAGGUUGUGCCGAUGGUAGAAUUAGGUGCUGGUCAUAUAAUAAUGAAGAUAUUAUUCAAGACAACGAUCAGGAAGCAGAUGAUAACACGAACAUGAAUAUCAGAGGGAGACUAUUUCAGACCUUGAGAGUGGAUAGACUCAAAGGAGAACCAAGUUUAAUUUGGUGCUUAUUGUAUUUGCCCAAAUCUAACCAGUUUGUGUCCGGUGACUCGACAGGAACGGUCAAAGUAUGGGAUCUCAAACAUUUGGUAUUACAACAAUCGUUCCAAGUACAUGAAGCCGAUGUUUUGUGCCUAGCCAAGGAUGCAUCAGGCGAAAAGUUUUUCACUGCAGGCGUGGAUAGAAAAAUAUUCAACUUCAACUAUACCAAAAUGUCGAAGAGUAAUUCUAAAUGGAUCAACAUGACAAAUAGAUUAUUACAUGGAAACGAUGUUAGAACAAUGAACUGCUACCAAUCCAAAAAUUUAGACUUUUUAGUCAGCGGUGGUAUAGAAAGAAUCAUGCAUAUAAACACCGCUGUCAACUUCCAGAGCUCGGUUUCCAUCAAACUACCGAUUAACCCCCUAAUUGAAAACAUCAUAAUCAAUGAAGAAAAAAGAUUAGUACUAAUGUGGCAAAAGAAUGAGGUAAAAAUAUGGAAACUGAAAUUGGAUCAUACAAAAAAGCUUGUCGCCAAACUCACUUUAUCAGACCCUGAAAAUAUAACCAAUGUUGACAUUAGUUCCAAUGGUAAUUAUCUCCUCGUUUCAAGAUUAUCUCUCGUCAAAUUAUUCAAGUUAGAAGAGGUUUCAGAAGACAAAAUUGCUGUGAAAAGGAUGGACUACGAGCUACUUUCUGCCAUUGGUGCAAAACAAUCGAAGUUCAUCAAUAGCGAGGAUCUUAUCUUGAUAUAUACAUCAGAUAAUGAGCUCAUCAGCUUUAAAUUUGAUCAAAUAUCACCAUCAUCUCCUUUCGAUGACUUUCAAGAGCCAGUUGAUUAUGAUGUACCCGAAGGAAUUUCUACAGGAGCCUCAGAUUUUCAAUAUCUUAUAUACCACACCCAUAUUGCGAUUGAUGAGAACAAUUCUUUGGCAGCACUUUCCAAAUUUGACGGAACCAUCGACAUACUGAAUUUGAAGACAAAAGAAUCUUUCACUUUGAUAAAACUAUCAUCAGUUGCUACCUGCAUUGCAUUCACAUCCAACUCAACUCUUGUUGCAGUAACUUUAGAUCACAAAGUUCAUGAAUUUAAUGUAUUGAACAAUAAAAAGGAUGGGCAAGUUUACACUGCUUGGGCCAUGAGGAACUUUAACUCCAUCCCUGCCCAUUUUCUUUCACUUCCAGGUUGUGCAUUUGGGGUCUUCGAAAACUUGGGUCGUAUCUGUGUCUAUGGAUGCAACUGGUUAUGCUUCUUUGAUCUCAAUUACGACCUCCCCAGUAUUAAACAAGUGCCAACAGAAAAUAAAAAGCGUAGCCGGAAUGGAACGCAAUUACAAGCUACAAAUGGGACUUCUGCAAAGGAGCAACAACCAUCUAAUAACGAAGAAAACAAAUGUUUCUGGCUUACUAAAAACUACACAGAUUUGAUAUAUGCAGGGAAAUUGAACGAAUCCGAAUUGGUGGUUGUAGAAAGACACCUUGAAGACAUGGCAAAUCCACCCGCAUUUAAAGUGAAUAAAAUCACUCUUUGAUUUUAACAUAAAAAUACCAAAAUUUCACCGACUAAUAUAUAUAAGUAGUGUAUAUAUAAUGAACCUUUAGAUUCUUCUGUAACAAUAAUGUCAUUGAAUACUUAACCACAAAAAUAAAGAAAGUUUAAGGACACGAUGGGUCCAUUUUAGGAAAAAUCCUGGCUCCUUGAAAAAAGAUAUGAGCUGCAGCCCCAGCACCUAUCAAGCUUUUCGCAACAGGCCUUUUCUCAACGGGUGUGUCAUUCGAGUUACCUAUUCUUUCCCUAGGAUCCGGUUUGAACUCUUUAUUACCACCGAAUUCGUUCCGAUAGCGUUUGUAGAUAUUUUUAUCAAGUUUGUAGAUAUCGAA
Messenger RNA from Pichia membranifaciens NRRL Y-2026, 2620 nucleotides. RefSeq lists its product as hypothetical. The transcript has a single exon. Gene Ontology annotation, molecular function: RNA binding; protein binding. Gene Ontology annotation, cellular component: small-subunit processome; 90S preribosome; t-UTP complex. The record is from RefSeq and is a predicted model, not a curated record. Lineage: Eukaryota; Fungi; Ascomycota; Pichiomycetes; Pichiales; Pichiaceae. The coding region runs from base 70 to 2271 and encodes 733 amino acids. Gene Ontology annotation, biological process: maturation of SSU-rRNA from tricistronic rRNA transcript (SSU-rRNA, 5.8S rRNA, LSU-rRNA).